Molecule: messenger RNA, 942 nt
Organism: Lactuca sativa (garden lettuce)
Lineage: Eukaryota; Viridiplantae; Streptophyta; Magnoliopsida; Asterales; Asteraceae
Source: RefSeq, a predicted model, not a curated record
UGACAAUUAGUAAUAUAACAAAGAACCGCAUGUGGAUAUACGAACGUCACUUGGAAAAAAUUGUGGAAAGUGGAAAGUGGUGGGUGUUGUUAAGUCAUUGGAUGUUUGGGAUGAAUGAGAUGGACGUUGGUGACUAUGUUACUAUUACUGUUACCCUGCCGUUUUUUAAAUUUGUAAAGGAGUGUGGGGUGAGUCUUGUAUAUGCUGAUGGAGAAAACAAUGAUGAAGAAGAUGCAUUGGGUUAUUACAAGUCAUGGAAUCACAUAAUUGGUGGAGAUCUCUCUCAUUUUCAAACAACAACAGGACAAUACAUCCUAAACUACUAUCGAUUUUUUCUUCCUUACAUAAAAUUGUAUCCCUAUCACCGUAAAUUCAUUACGGAUGUCCCCGACUAUCAAGGACAAAAGAAAGGGUCCUGGUUUAGAGCUUUAUCUCAAAGGAAUCCUGGAUUAAUUGGUAGCAGACGUGAGGGUAAGGGGGAAUCUUCAACGUCUCAUUAUUCACCUGAAAGUGCUUGAGAAAGAGAGGCUGCAUGCAUGUAACCGAACUACUCUGAAUCAAUCAUGUGAAACUCUUAUGAGUUCUAUCCUAAUUUUCCACAAGAAUUAAGAUGGUUUGCUCGUUGUCACACCUGGUGCCCAUAUGGGAAAUCUUCCGGGCUUUUGUUUUCAUAUAUAUUUUUUAUUUAUCUUUGAUUGCGAAAGAUAGGUGAUAAACAAUAUUUAGUGUUACUAUAUUAGUUUUUAAAUGUAUGUUUGUAUGUGUGUUAUCUCUCGGACCUUUGCAUAUCUCGCCCAUUCUUUGUAAUUUGUAUUUUAUAUGUGUGUAUAAUGAGAAGGGUAAAGAGACAGGAAGAUAAAUUGAUUUCAGUUAAUACAUGUGUGAGGAACAUGAUGUAAGUCUCUGUGUUGUACUGAUUGCUUUAUAUAUAUUCGAUAUUUU